Orbicella faveolata is the source of this 1836-nucleotide messenger RNA. RefSeq names its product probable serine/threonine-protein kinase drkB. NCBI's taxonomy places the organism in Eukaryota, Metazoa, Cnidaria, Anthozoa, Scleractinia, Merulinidae. The record is from RefSeq and is a predicted model, not a curated record.
AUGGCAUCGAUCAAAUGCAUAAUUACUGGUGCAAAACGACUACAAGAAGAACUGAAACUACAAAAGCAAUCUAAAGAAGAAGCUGAACGAAGAGUGGUUAACUUAGAAAGAGAGUUAAGAGCUAAAGAAGAACGUAUCAUAGACCUAGAAAAAAUGUUAUCUGCAGCUCAACAGAAACUUAAUGAGUAUGGACUGAAAGAGCCCUGUCAUUGGGUCAUUUCCCGCGAUGAAAUUCACCUGACAGAUACCUGCCUAGGGGUUGGUGGAUGGGGAACAGUUAUACUGGGAAGAUUCAGAGGCUGUAAAGUGGCUGUGAAGCAAUUCCACGAGAUGAUUAUAUCACCUCAUAAUAGACGUUUGUUUGAAAGAGAAAUGAACAUUGCUUCAAGAUGUCGUCAUCCUUGUUUGUUGCAGUUCAUUGGAGCGACAGAUGACGAAGGAAGUCCUCUCUUUGUUACAGAGCUCAUGGAAUCAAGUUUACGAGCAUUGUUACAUAAGCAAUCUCUCUCACACGCAGAAAUCUCUGUCAUCUCCCUGGAUGUAACUCAGGCACUCAAUUACUUGCACAAAAGUGAGCCUCCCAUUAUUCACCGUGACAUCAGUAGCGCUAAUGUGUUGCUAUGGGGACAUGGUAACCAAUGGAGGGGCAAAGUGUCAGACUAUGGUGCCGCUAAUGUCAUGCGAGAAAGCAAGACAGUUGGCCCUGGAGCUCCGAACUACAGUUCACCAGAGGCAAGCACCCGAAAUCAAACAGUAAAGAUGGAUGUGUACAGUUAUGGUGUUCUUCUCUGUGAAAUGUGCAACCGGGAAUUACCAGAUCUCAAACGGCGUGAGGAGCAAGUAGCCCUGGUAACGGAUCCCUUUUUUCUAGACCUUAUACUGCGCUGUAUUAACUAUGAGCCUGAGGCGAGACCAACUAUGGAAGAGAUCAUUAAUGUUUUGGAUCCACAGUGACACUAGCUCAUUGUGUCAGAUACUGUGUCUCUAAGCAAGGUGCUUUCGUAAAGAUCAGAGAAAGAAGAUUGAAACCCGAACUGACGAGAUGAUUUACAAACUUUUCGAGAAAUGAUCUACAAAUAGAAAAACCUUCGGAGAGUAUCAUAGUAUUUUAUAGAGGUUUAAAAAUAAUCUGACAAUUAAUUUGUAGUUAACAAUGUACAUGUAGCACAGAAUCUAGCUCAGAAGGAUAAGAAGCCUUUAGAAAACAGGAUAUAAGGUUGCUCUCGCUAAAAGCCGUAUCAUCACUAGUAACUCUAUAAAAAAAAGAACCAGUUAAUGUUUAGGUGACAAUGACCCGAGCAAAGAGAUUUUUACCUUCGCUCAAAACUAGCCAGCGGAGUGUUCGGACCAGAGCAUUCCGACAGCAUUUCUCGCUCUCCCAAAACUUUUUUCAUAACCCGAAAGAAAUAAAAACUAUUUCAUAUUUCUUAAAUGAAGAAGUUUUUUCUAACGUUGUAAAGAACGUUACAGUAUUGUAGUGGUUUUCGAAUGGCCAAUAGUUAAAUUCAAGCUUGGGUUCAAUUAGUCAAAUCAGUGCAUAUAAAUGCUGGUCAUGAUUCGCGGCCAUGGUAUAUCCGUGUCGACAUUAUUUUAAGCAAUAAAACAUAUUUUGAUUUAUUAGCUCAAUAAAACCGCGUGGGGUGUUACCGGACGAGCACGACAUGAGAGUAAGUUGUAGCACGGUCUCGUCCGGAAUAAGAAACCAGAAGAUAUGUAUCUCACUAGAUGUUUUGGUGUGUAGUAUCGCUGUAUAUUUUUACGAGUUGCGCCGUAUUUUGACGAGCACGUAAGGCGAGUCAAAAUACAAACAACGAGUUUAAUAAGAGAUUUAGUAUC